GUGUCUCUUCUAUGGUUGAACCCGAACCGGUCCUUGUCCCCCAAAGGUUGGUUAUGUAUUUUCUUCAGAAGUGUGAUCUCCAUUUUUUUCCUUCUCGCUUUUCCUUCAUCUAAUCUAUCUGGAGCAAUUCUUCAUUCUUGGUGAAUGUGAUGUGCGUGAAUGAAGCCUUCUCUCGGUUCACUGUGCCCUAGAAUGGGUGUUUUGACAUCCAAUUUGACUUUCUGGAAAAAACAAAAUGAGUUUACUAAACUGAUUUAGGACGGCUAAGUUGGUUUCAGCUAUAUGGACGAUCAAGAUAGUAAUGGCAGAGACGCAAGCCCACCAUUGACAAGAUGAAAGAUAGCAUUGAUUAUUAUCCAAGGAAACCUGAGCAAAGUUUUUCUUUAACAUGAAAAUGACGGUUCAGUUAGAAAUGACCAUGUUUUCCCUCAACUAUUCACUUCCAUCAGUUCCAUGCCAAGGCUUAAUGAAGCAGCAUCUUAUCUUGCAGAAACAACUUCUCUGUUUACAAGCUGUCUCCCUGGUCUUUCCGGCUUGGCUGUUGGAGACUCUGGUGGACAGGAAAUGGUGACAUUUGGUCCUAGAAAUUCUGGAGGAUCUGUUACUACCUUUAAUACUCUUUUAGGUGCAACUGCAUUCCGAUCUUCAGAAUCAUCUAAUCAAGAAAUGCAUGCUCCACGCAUCCAUGAAGAAAUGACUAGUAGUUCAACAGAAUCAGAAAAAGAGCCAUUGUUAAACUGUAGUUCAGCAGAAUCAGAAAGAGAACCAUUGUUGAACUCUAGUGCGAUUAUUACAUCAGCUCAGUCAAAUCAAAAUGGCAUUUCUAUUUUUCAAGGGUUAUUCGGGCAAUGUUGCACGUAAUUUUGAUGGAUGGACUUUGGUGGUGGACAUCUACAUUUAUGCAACCUUGGAAAUACUUCAGGAAAAAGAUCGUUACUACAUAUAACUACUUAUACCUGUCAAGAUUCAAGAAAAAAACAUCAAUUUUAUGAAUCCUUGAUUCUCUUUCUGAUUGUCUACGAUCCAUCAAUUACACCAUUUCAUAUUUUUUUUUUGAACAAAACACCAUUUCAUAUUGCUUGUAAAGGAAUUUGAAGACUCCUUUUUUUGGUUGGGAUUCUUUACACUUUUCUCUUUGCAGGCCCUCCCAGAGAGGUGAUUAACCACACUUUUUUUCUGUAGUCUGAUUGAAAGAGUACAGAGGACAGUUCGUGGCUCAGCUGAUGAUAUUGGAUGGAUGCAGCGUGAUCCAGAAAUGCCUCCAGUUAAAGAUGGCACUCAAAGAUUUUUGGAGAUUAUUGAUUCUAUUAGGCAUGGUGUGCAUAGGUUGCCAAAGACAGUCGUAUACUUGCUCGUACCAGGCCUUUUCAGCAAUCAUGGACCCCUUUACUUUGUUAAUACAAAAACAUCUUUCUCAAAAAUGGGACUAACUUGUCACAUUGCUAAAAUUCACAGUGAGGCAUCGGUCGAGAAAAAUGCCAGAGAGAUAAAAGACUAUAUUGAAGAAAUGUUUUGGGGUUCUGGGAAACAAGUUCUGCUUCUUGGACACAGCAAAGGAGGAAUAGAUGCUGCUGCCGCUCUAUCCAUAUAUUGGUCUGAUCUGAAAGAUAAGGUUGCGGGGCUGGUACUUGCACAGAGUCCAUAUGGUGGUAGUCCGAUCGCCUCAGACAUACUGCGGCAAGGUCAGCUGGGUGAUUAUGUUAAUGCGCGCAAGCUUAUGGAGAUACUCAUCUGUAGAGUAAUCAAGGGAGACAUGCAAGCACUAGAAGACUUGACAUACGAAAGGAGGAAAGCCUUCCUAAAGAAACACCAAUUGCCAAGAGAACUCCCAACCGUGUCUUUCCACACAGAGGCAGGCAUCUCUCCUGUGGUCUUGGCCUCCCUGUCCCGCGUCGCGCAUGCCGAACUGCCCACGUUUUCUGUGACCGGUCAGUCCACAAAGCUCCCAGUGGUGAUGCCACUGGGGGCUGCAAUGGCAGCCUGUGCCCAGCUGCUUCAGAUCAGGUACGGUGAGAAGAGUGACGGGUUGGUCACUUGCCGCGACGCGGAGGUGCCCGGUUCGGUCGUCGUGAAGCCGACCCGAAAACUGGACCACGCAUGGAUGGUGUAUUCGUCCCUGGGUGACGACCCGUCCGAAGCUGAUGCCUCUCAGGUUUGCGAAGCCCUUCUGACGCUAUUGGUCGAAGUUGGACAGGGAGAGAAACAGGCAGGUAGCAGCAAAUAAAAAGAUGAUUGACUGGUUCCAGGUUUUGCACUAUGUACAUAUAAAAUGAUGAUCGUCUUUAAAUGCCCUUCUGCAUCUUUUUUGUCAUAGAUUUUAACCCGUGCGAUGUAUGUGCAGAAAAAAGAAUACAAAAAUAGUAUAGUCUAUGUACAACGUAGCAAAAACACGUAUUCCCCACUGUGACAUUUUUUUUAUCUUGAGUGGCUUUGAACUCCUGACAUAGCAACAUAUAAUUGCCCAUGAUUGAAAAUGUUCCUGGCAUUUUUGUUGCAAUUUGCAAUUUGCAUCUCCUAUCCAAUAAUAAUUGCAUUUGGAUAUU
Cuscuta campestris is the source of this 2543-nucleotide messenger RNA. The record is from the annotation of a GenBank genome assembly. NCBI's taxonomy places the organism in Eukaryota, Viridiplantae, Streptophyta, Magnoliopsida, Solanales, Convolvulaceae.